Messenger RNA from Populus nigra (black poplar), 2165 nucleotides. Its product is annotated as putative 4-hydroxy-4-methyl-2-oxoglutarate aldolase 3. Bases 1468 to 1968 code for a protein of 166 amino acids. NCBI's taxonomy places the organism in Eukaryota, Viridiplantae, Streptophyta, Magnoliopsida, Malpighiales, Salicaceae. The record is from RefSeq and is a predicted model, not a curated record. Gene Ontology annotation, molecular function: ribonuclease inhibitor activity. The transcript has 2 exons. Gene Ontology annotation, biological process: regulation of RNA metabolic process.
UGCUUAGUGAAGGUGGACGGAAGGGAGAAAGAAAGAGAGAGUAGCACGCUGACCAAGACAAAUACUAGAUUCAUGGGUUGCUUCUUGUUACUGGUUUUCGUUGAAACUUCUUAAUUGUCCUUUUGUCAUUCUUUGGACCCAACUACUACUCACAAGACAAGAUGAUUAGCAUCCUAAUUAAGUUUAAUUAGCAGACUCUCUCUCUCUCUCUCUCUCUCUCUCUAAUUAGUUUGUGGUCAAAACAACACCCCCUGGCAUCGGUGGGUUUCUUUCUGUCUGACUCUAUUCUAUAUUUUCUAUUAGGGCGUGCGUGGAACAUUGAUGAUACAUGGAUAACAGGACAUCUCCUCCGUCACACUUUUCUAAGUUGUUGAUGGGUUUGGAUUAGAUAGAUAAAUAGAUGGACAGAGCAUCGAAGAAAGGCACAGACCCAACCAGGAAAAAUAUAUUACAGGGAAACAAAGGGAGAAAGACAGUCAGUGCGAGCCAACACCCUCUGAACCGGUGAGUGCGAGCUGCUGCUGCUUACAACACUCUCCUUCUCAACUCAACAGCUGCUUUCUUGAUUGUAAAGUAAGGUAAUUGCUACUUUCAAUUGCUUUCUCAAUUCUUCUAUCUUUCUAUCCAUGUCUUUAGGUACUGUUCACAUCCACAGCCAUCCUCCUUACCACAUGUAUCUUGAUUCUGCCUAAUUGUCUGCUGCUGUUUGGUUCUGGGGUACCUCCUCUCCUCGACUCCCCUACUACAAGCUAAACUAGGACUACUCUCUCUCUUAUAUACUGUGCUUGCAGUCAUGUAUGCAUAUAUGUAGCUUGAAAUUAAUUCAUGUUCUUAAUUAUAUAUGUGUGUGUACCAUGUGCUACAACCUUUUCACUUAUCUAUUAAUCUUAUCUUGAAGCUACAUCCCCUUCCCCUAUCCAGGCUAUAGCGAGGCUCUAAAUCCAAUUAAUUUUGCAAAUCACAAUUACAAUGAUAUUAUUUCUUGUAAUUGUUUGUGAUUUAUUUUAAUUUUAAUUUUUUUUUAUGGACUGGAAAUUUAACACCCACCAUUUCUACCAAUUAACAUUAUUGAAGAUCGUUUCAUCAAAUGUCAUGAUGAUAUUUCAUAUCUUGCCUUCUGUAUACAUAUCAUUGGAGAUUAUAUAUGUAUAUACACGCUUCUUUGCAUGCCUGCUUGUUAAUUGCUGCUCGCAGGGGCGGAGAUAGCCCAUUUAUCCUUUGUAUUUUACGAGCACAAAUAAUUAAGUAGUUGUUUUCUUUUGUAUUUUAUAGAAAACCUAACAUAAAUAAUUAAUUGGUUGUUUUCUUUUGUUUUUUACGAAACCUAAAUAUAAAUAAUUAAUUGGCAUGAGAAUUAGAUUUACAUGCUUCCAACUAAUAUGGGGUUUUAGCUUUUUUCUUCUUGACAGUACACAGAGAGCUAUAAAAAUAUAAAAUUACCAGGGGAAUUCAGUAAUCUAGCUAUAUAUGGCUUUCAUCACAACUGCUGAAGCCUGUGACUCCAACGUACCACUCUUGGCAUCUGGUGACUUGCGAGUUCUGCCCCCCAUUUUCAAGGUAUAUGGCAAUAGCCGGGCAUUCUCGGGUCCCAUUGCCACUCUUAAGGUGUUCGAGGACAACGUGUUGGUCAGGGAGCUUCUUGAAACCGAAGGUGAAGGAAGGGUUCUUGUUGUUGAUGGAGGGGGGAGCAUGAGGUGUGCUUUGGUCGGAGGGAACCUGGGGCAGUUGGCUCAGACUAUGGGGUGGGCUGGGAUUCUAGUCAAUGGCUGCGUAAGAGAUGUAGAUGAGAUCAAUGGGUGUGAUAUAGGGGUCAGGGCCUUGGGAUCACAUCCUACGAAAUCCUCCAAAAAGGGCGUUGGUGAGAAGCAUGUGGCGGUUCACAUUGGAGGGACCUUAAUUUGUGACGGGGAAUGGCUGUAUGCUGACAGUGAUGGCAUUCUCAUAUCAAAAUGCGAACUGUCUCUUUGAGCCACCACUUAGUUAGUUGAGCUUUUUAGAGGGAUGGAUUCUCAGUCACUUUGGGAAAAUGUUUCUUCUCCGUUAUAUGUAGCAUUGUUUUCAUCAAAUAAACUUAAUUUAGGAAUCAAUUUCCCGCUGCACAAUAACAAUUCUUUGUAUUUGUAUUUGUAUCUUUACAAAGCAAUUGUAUUUUCUUUUUAGUAACA